This is a messenger RNA of Brassica rapa (field mustard), 2759 nucleotides long. Its product is annotated as polygalacturonase QRT3. Gene Ontology annotation, molecular function: polygalacturonase activity. NCBI's taxonomy places the organism in Eukaryota, Viridiplantae, Streptophyta, Magnoliopsida, Brassicales, Brassicaceae. The record is from RefSeq and is a predicted model, not a curated record.
CACUAUGCAAAAGUGUAUGUAACGGUGGAUCAAUGAGUUUGAUUGUUAUUACAGUUGAAGAGUUGUUGGCAGACAUUUACUAGUUUCCUUUACUUUGUCAAUACAUUUAUUAGUUUAUUUUACUUUGUCAAAAAUAUUUACUAGUUUCUCUGAGAUGAAAUUCAAUGCAAUGAACAAUAAAUUUGAUAGUAUUAUUACUUCUGAAAUUAUGUUUUGGCCAACAACUAUCUGCUCUAUUUUUCCUUACAUUAGAAAUUUAGAAUCAAAUAAUGGUAACCUAAUGUAAAUAGUCGUCAACAAAGUCGGCAACAAAAGAAGAAAGAUCUAUGAAGGAGACUUCAAGGUUCUGCAUCUACUUAUUUAGGUGUUCUCCUUAAAGUAAAUUGGAGUAAUUUAUAUCUUCAACGUUAAGUCUCCAUUUUAAUUUUUCAUUAAUCAUUCUGCAAAUUUUUUUUUUUUUUUUUGCAUAAAGAAAGCUAAAACUUUAUUAACAAAGAAAGUCGGUGAAAAUCAAAAGUAUUAUUCUCUUAUAAUUGAUGAAUAAUUUGGAACAAAGCAAACUUUAUGCCGAUUAAAGUAUAACAUUGGGUGUAAGCAAAGUCUAAUACGAAAGAUUUAUUUUCUCAUAAAAUCAAUAAUGCUUCAGAAAUUCGUAUAACAUGAAAUAUGCAUAGUAAAAUUGCAGAAUCAAACAAAUAAAUUAAUAAUUGGUUGAUUUAAACGUUGAAACCGUAAACGACAUAUAUUUAAUUAUUAUAUACACUGAUAUAACAUAAACUACGAAAGCAUAAUUUAUGAUUAAAAAAUCACAAAAUUAUUUUGUCAUUGGCUAGUCAUCAAAGAGUUCUAUGUAACUUUAUGAACUUCAGCUUUCUACCAACAUGCAUGCUUGAUCUUUUUCUAGUCUUUGCAUUUUUCGUGUGAAUAAAGCAAAAAUACCCACUAAAAAUCAUUUUUCGUGUUAAAUAUAUCGGAAUUCGAGUCGGUUCAUUGGAACAGCAAAAGCAAACAUUUCCAACACAAAUAAUGACCUUUAAAACACUAUCAACCUGCAUCUUCUUUAUAAUAACCACUCCUCAUAGUUAACUCUCUUUCAUCGUUUCUCUCGUUCUCUCAAGAAGAAGGCAAAAAAUCAAGAAGAACAAGAUGAGACUCUAUUACUUUGUUUGCUCGUUACUGCUUCUCAUCACUUUUUCAACUAAAUUUAACGAGAUAUCAUCCUUAAGAAGAGACAUGACAAAGCUUCUUGAAAUCCAAGAGAAGAUCCAAGAAAGACUCGCAGUCACUCCCUCUCUCCCACCAUUGUCUUCUCCUUCUUCUCCAUUUCCCAAAAUGGUGGGCAGAGUGAUAUACCCAAUUAGCUACGGAGCUGACCCGACAGGUGGACAAGACAGUAGUGACGCAAUACUUGAAGCUUUAACCGAUGCUUUUCAGUUACAAACUGAGCUGAACAUGCUACCACGUGUUGCUGAUCUUGGAGGUGUUGUUAUUGAUCUCCAAGGUGGCAGUUACAAGAUCGGUAAACCUCUCAGGUUCCCUUCCUCCGGUGGCGGAAACCUCCUGGUAAAAGGAGGGACAUUCCGGGCAUCAGAAGUGUUUCCUGGUGAUCGGCAUUUGGUCGAACUCGUGACAUCAAUGAAAAUGUCGCUAGAAGAUACGUUCUCCGACCAGAAAGACCAAAACUCCGGGAUCUUCUUUGAGGAUGUCACCUUCAAAGACGUUCUAUUCGACUCAAGCUUCAGAGGUGGGGGCAUUUUGGUAAUCAACUCAGCUCGUAUCCGCAUAACAGAUUGCUACUUCCUCCAUUUCACAACACAAGGGAUCAAAGUCCAGGGAGGCCACGAGACAUACAUCUCAAACACUUUCCUAGGACAACAUUCAACGGUAGGCGGGGACAAACAAGAAAGACAGUUCUCCGGGACAGGGAUCGAUAUCUCUAGUACCGAUAACGCAAUAACGGAUGUUGUCAUUUUCUCUGCCGGGAUCGGUAUCUUGUUGAAUGGGCAGGCCAAUAUGGUCACAGGCGUGCAUUGCUACAAUAAGGCUACAUGGUUUGGUGGAAUCGGCAUUCUAGUGAAGGCUCAUUUGACGAGGAUAGACAAUUGUUACCUUGAUUACACAGGUAUAGUCAUUGAAGACCCCGUUCACGUUCAUGUCACGAACGCUUUGUUCUUGGGAGAUGCGAACAUCGUGUUGAGAUCGGUGCAUGGGAGGAUUAACGGUGUGAAUAUUGUUAAUAACAUGUUUAGUGGUGAUCCUAAACACAAUUUCCCGAUGGUUAAGCUAGAAGGAGAGUUUCAUGAGGUUGGCCAGGUUGUGAUUGAUCAGAACAAUGUGGAAGGGAUGGUGUUGAAAUCAACGACCGGGAGGUCUAAAGUUUCUGGUAAUGGGACGAGAUGGGUCGCUGAUUUUUCAAAUGUUUUAUUAUUCCCUAACCGGAUAGAACAUUACCAGCAUUCGUUUUUGGCUCAAUCCGGACAGAUUCCUGCGAGUGCGGUGACUAAUGUUUCAAACAAUGUGGUAGUUGUAGAAACUGAUAGAGCUGUAACUGGAACCGUGUCAGUGAUUGUUUAUCAGUAGUAAAACAACAUGUGUUCAUAUUUGAUCAUUGUCCUAAUGAGAAUUUAACUCAUUAUUUUUUUUUUAACACAUUAUUUUCUAAAACAUCUAUCUUGAGGGAGUAUAUGUAUAAUGUGAGCCGGUUUGAGAAAUGCAUCAUCUUGAGACGUGAAUUGUAUAAAGGCAUAACUUUUUGAUCU